GUUUUAUGGUGUCAGUCAACUGCCGUACUCUGGUCUAUCGUCAGUGGGUUUCCAAUCCCUAAUAAUCUUCCCAAACCGUAACGAAUUUGAACUUGCAGUUGGUGGCAUAGAGCUCUGUUUUCUGAUUGGAAAUGGCGAGAUCAACCAGCAAGGAUGCUCAAGCUCUCUUCAAUUCCCUUCGCUCUGCUUAUGCCGCCACUCCCACCAGCCUCAAGAUCAUUGAUCUGUAUGUGGGUUUCGCGGUUUUCACUGCUCUGAUUCAGGUAGUUUACAUGGCUAUUGUUGGAUCAUUUCCAUUCAAUUCUUUCCUUUCUGGAGUACUUUCUUGUGUAGGCACAGCUGUCCUUGCUGUUUGUCUCCGUAUCCAAGUGAACAAAGAGAACAAAGAAUUCAAGGAUUUACCUCCGGAGCGUGCAUUUGCUGAUUUUGUUCUGUGCAAUUUGGUGCUCCAUUUGGUGAUCAUGAAUUUCCUUGGUUAAUUUUUGGCCAGUUUGGUCUGUUGGAUUAUACUCCUUGAUGUUGAACUGAGAGACAUAAUUAUAAAUAGUUUUAGGACUCCAAUGCAGCAAAUUCAUUGGCCAUAACUUAAGAAACUUGCCCCAUAAAAUGCUGAGCUGCUGUUAGAAUUUUUGUUAUUUAGGCUCGUUUUGUUUGUGGAAAAUAACUUGUCCAUGCGAAUAUUUUGACUGUUUGGUUGCAACACUGAAAAAUCUGUUUCUUCGUUUUUUA
Molecule: messenger RNA, 729 nt
Organism: Hevea brasiliensis (rubber tree)
Lineage: Eukaryota; Viridiplantae; Streptophyta; Magnoliopsida; Malpighiales; Euphorbiaceae
Product: dolichyl-diphosphooligosaccharide--protein glycosyltransferase subunit DAD1
Exons: 5
Coding region: 132-479 (115 amino acids)
Biological process (GO): protein N-linked glycosylation
Cellular component (GO): oligosaccharyltransferase complex; membrane
Source: RefSeq, a predicted model, not a curated record